Messenger RNA from Sphenostylis stenocarpa, 891 nucleotides. The record is from the annotation of a GenBank genome assembly. Lineage: Eukaryota; Viridiplantae; Streptophyta; Magnoliopsida; Fabales; Fabaceae.
AUGUCUUUCUCCGAUGGCGAUGAUGAGAUGGAGAUGGAGUUUCUCCGUGAUCAGUACCAUGACAACAGAAAUUUUGAAGUGUUUUUGAGUUUCAGAGGGGAAGACACGCGUGCUUCUUUCACUUCGUAUCUCUACGCGGCUCUUCAGAAUGAAGGAAUCUUUGUUUUCAAGGAUGAUGAGUCACUGCCUCGGGGUAGUCAAAUUUCACCCUCACUGCGGAUAGCAAUUGAAGCUUCUCGAAUUUCGAUUGUUGUUUUCUCGAAAAAUUAUGCAGAGUCGAGGUGGUGUUUGAAAGAGUUGGAGAAAAUAAUGGAGUGUCACAGAACCAUGGGGCAUGUGGUGCUACCAGUGUUCUAUGAUGUUGAUCCCUCUGAAGUACGUCAUCUAAGAGGGGACUUCGGGAAAGCAUUUCAAAACCUUUUGGACAAGAUUGCGAAAGAGGAAGAGGGAAAGGUGAUGGAUUGGAUACAGCGUUGGACGAAGACACUUGGUGAGGCUGCUGACAUCUCAGCGUUGGAAGUACUGUAUUCCGGAAAAGUGGAGAAUUGGAAAGCGGCACUUGAUGAGGUUGCUCGCAUUCCCGGGGUUGUAGACGUCAAUUCUAGUUGGAAAAUGGAGAUUGCGGAUAGAAUAAACAACCUCGUGGAGAAUUGGACCAUGGUUACUCCAGUCAAAUUUGGUUUCUAUAUGGAUAUUGAUGUUAAGAUAGACUUCGGGGAGCAAUGGAGGAAGAUGCUUUGUGAGGCUGUUAGCAUCUUAGAGGUUGCAGGCUUAGAUCCAUGUGGAGAAAUGGAUAUUAUUAAUGACAUAGACCACCGCCUAAAGAGUUGGAGGGAGGCACUUUUUGAGGCUAAUGGUAUCUCAGGGGGUGCAAUCUUAAAUUCCUGGUAA